GUCUAUGGGGCAUUGGGCGCCCAGCAGUGCGAUUCUCGUGCCCGUGGCCGUCACACGCAUCGCGCGCUACACUUUCAGUUCCCCACAUUUUCCGACGCGAGCGCUCACGCUUAUAGCGCGCCUUAUAUUUGUGUAUGAACCGACAACCAUGAAAUCGUGUUUUAUCGAGUACAACACUCGGUUAUGACGACAGACUAGUUGAAGAGGUAGUUGAAGUUGUUCGCGACAAGGCUACCGUCACUGCAGUGCCGAUGACCAGCCGGUGCGGGACGCGAGCGCACCGCGAGCAUGUCGAACGCGACCGACGCGUACUGCGUGCCUGGCGCCACCAACUUCAACAAGGCGUACAGCCGCCUGCACGGCUACAUCGCGCUGGUGAUAUGCAUCGUCGGCUCCGCCACCAACUCUAUCAACAUCGCGGUGCUCAGCCGCCGCGAGAUGACCAGCUCCACCAACUCCAUCCUCACCGGCCUCGCCGUCGCAGACCUGCUAGUCAUGCUCGAAUACAUACCCUACGCGCUACACAUGAACAUCAAAAUUGGACCCCAAGUUAACAAGAACACUUACGCUUGGGCGGUGUUUGUUUAUUUUCAUUCAAUAUUCAGUCAAACGUUUCAUACAAUUUCUAUUUGGUUGGCGGUGACUCUGGCUGUGUGGAGAUACGUUGCGAUCGCGUUUCCCCAGCGGAAUAGCACCUGGUGUAGCAAGAAAAACACGACUCUCGCUAUCGUGAGCGCUUAUGUGAUAUGUCCUUUUUUGUGUCUUCCUAUCUAUUUCGCGAUGAAUAUAGUGCCCAGUGAAGUGACUGCUCAAAACAAUUCAGAAUUCGCAGAGGACCUGUCCCUGCCGGACAAUCGGACCGUUUAUGUUUUAGAAAUGUCCAAAAACGUACAAUUAGUUACAGCAAUCAUGUGGAUUUAUAGUGUAAUAUUAAAACUAGUUCCGAGUAUAGCGCUGUCGAUAUUGAGUACUUGUUUAAUAUCAAAGUUGACGACAACGGAGCGAAAGAGGCAAAAACUUCUGAAGCGUUCAACAAUCGGGCCGAAUGAGCCUGAGAAACAGUGCCUAGCGACGGAGGAGGCGUGCGCGCGACGAGCCAGUCGCACGGAUCGCACGACGCGCAUGCUCCUAGCCGUGCUGGGCUUGUUUCUGUCCACGGAGGUGCCUCAAGGUCUGCUGGGGCUGGCCAGCGCCCUCGCUCCAGACUUCUUUAAGAGCUGUUAUAGCAUGUUUGGUGACCUGAUGGACGUGCUAGCACUGUUCACGUCAUCAGUGAACUUCGUCCUCUACUGCAGCAUGAGCCGGCAGUUCCGCUGCACCUUCGCUCGGCUGGCCAGACGUAUGCUGUCAGCCGCCGAGGAGCCAGCCAAACUAGCUAAUAAGUUAGAACCGACCACGCAGGUAUCACAAUGUCACCGGGCCGCUAUAGCGCCAAAUUCCCACCCUCAUAAGGGUGGUAGAAGAGAGUAUUAUAUAAAUAACGAUACAGGUACAAUUGCUCUCUACAACUUCGACAGCGUAAUUCACAAUCCUAAGUAGCAUUUAUUUUAUAGGUAGCUAUCAUAAGAAUUCUAAUAAUUACCAUUCUAAGCCGUAGUCACACGUUACUAGAUAAUAAUUAUGUAAAUAUUUUAAGCCAAAGCUAGGAAUAACAUUGUAAUUUGUAUCUUAAUUAAAUAGAUUUGUAACUUAGUUUUUGCGUCUUAUGAGCCGUGACGCAAAAACUAACUUCUUCAAACUGUUACAAUUUAAACUGUAAAUAUUUUUACAACGUUAUUUUUUAAUUAUUAAAACUAUUGUAGAACGGAUUAAUGUAGUUUUACUUAGGGUCCAAUGAUAUGCAUAAUUUUUAAAUGUAAAUACUUUAUUACUUUUGUGAACAUUUGCAUUUAUAUCGAAUUUCUCUGAUAGACAAUUAUGUUGUUUGUGAAUAUUGUAACGAAUUUAUAUUAUAAUUGUCAAAUAAAAUUGCAUUUUUAUAUAAAUAAUGUAAAAAAUUAAGGUGUUUCUUUCGAUGUAUGCUGAUCUGCUCUUAUCGAACAUUUUAGUGUAAUGUACCUUACAGCUUAGCCACCAAAGCAUGUACCAAAGUUGAAUGUAAAAGGUAAAACCUACGUGUUCAUUGUUCGCACCAUUAUUAUCAUAUUAAACCGAUUAAUUUUCUAUUAAA
This is a messenger RNA of Helicoverpa armigera (cotton bollworm), 2170 nucleotides long. RefSeq names its product G-protein coupled receptor dmsr-1 (gene NGR-A13). The record is from RefSeq and is a predicted model, not a curated record. Gene Ontology annotation, molecular function: G protein-coupled peptide receptor activity. Bases 289 to 1539 code for a protein of 416 amino acids. Gene Ontology annotation, cellular component: plasma membrane. Gene Ontology annotation, biological process: G protein-coupled receptor signaling pathway. The transcript has 6 exons. Lineage: Eukaryota; Metazoa; Arthropoda; Insecta; Lepidoptera; Noctuidae.